AUGAGACAGCGAAAGAAGAUCACUCAAUGUGGUCUGGCAGUGAAAAUUGCAUACCAACAUGCCGCAGCGACAUUAGCAGCAACAACAACAACACCAUACGAGUUGUUAGCUGUCAACUUCAUUGAGUGGCGCCGUAGAUCUUUAAUUGCUGAUGCAGUCGCUUCGCCUAAUUCGCCUAAAGUCUUAAUUAAUCAAAAUGUUGACAAUCAAUAUUUGUUGUUGCCGCGCACUACAACCGCCUAUAUGGCCAAAAAUGGUGUUGGCGAAGUACCACUGAAAUUUUUCAAUUCACUUGUUUUGCCGCAUUUUUGCGUCGCUGACUUUUGGAAAAAUUUGUGGCACGUUCAAUUAAAAGUGAAUAAAUACACAGAACCAAAAAUGGGCAAUGGACAUGAGCAUUUGACUUCAAGUUGGAGUCGUGGUGGUGACUUUGGCUGUGGUGGUGGUGGCGGAAAAUGUUGCUGGUGGAAGCUAUUAGUUGGUGCUCCUUUGGAUAAAAAUCUCCAGCCUGGUACAAAUCAAACGGGUGCACUCUAUCGCUGUCCGAUUACGCAGACUCUCAACGAUUGUGAGCAAAUCAUAACCGAUGGAAGAAGAUCAUACGACAGCGACGACAUCGAAGAACUGCAAGAACCAUCCGACGAUGAAAUCAAGGAGGGUCAAUGGCUGGGCGUGACGGUGCGAUCGCAGGGACUCGGUGGAAAGGUACUCGUGUGCGCACAUCGUUACAUCACCAAAGUGCUGGAGAAUCGUUAUGGCCAAGGGUUGUGCUACGUAUUGACCAAUGAGUUGAGUUAUGAUGAAGUGUACGAGCCGUGUAAAGGUCGCACCGUGCAAAGAGAACACGAAGACUAUGGCUUCUGUCAGGUGGGCACUUCAGGCGCCCUACUGGAUGACAACACCAUGGUGCUGGGCUCACCUGGUCCCUUUACUUGGCGCGGCACUGUGUUCGUUACGGAAAUUGGCGGUGAAUAUCUGGAGCGCGAUAAGACAAUGUAUUACGGUGAUCACUUGGAGAAUACCUCGCCGGUGGACAAGUACAGUUACUUAGGCAUGGCCGUUACCGGUGGUCGUUACUUUGGUGAUCAUAUGUCGUAUGCCUCGGGUGCGCCGCGUUCUAACGGACACGGACAAGUUGUGAUCUUUAACAAAGCCAAUACAAAUCCCAUACCCGUCAAAAUGAUACUCGAAGGCGAACAAUUUGGUUCUAGUUUUGGCUAUGAACUCACCACUGCCGACAUUAAUGGCGAUUCAAAGCCAGAUCUUAUUGUUGCCGCACCAUUCUAUUUCAACAAAUCCGAAGGCGGUGCAGUGUACAUUUACCAAAACGACAAGGACAUGUUGCCAGAGAAACCGACACUGAAGCUGACCGGCACGGUGGAAAGCCAUUUCGGACUUGCGCUCGCCAACAUUGGCGACAUCAACAAGGAUAACUGCGAGGAUCUGGCGGUGGGAGCGCCAUAUGAAGGUGACGGUGUGGUUUAUAUAUAUUUGGGUUCACGUACCGGUCUGGUUAGUAAGCCCGCGCAACGAAUACAAGCCGCCGAUCUCGGCUUGCUGCCACACCCGUUACUCACCUUUGGUAGUUCGAUAAGUGGUGGCACUGAUUUGGACGGUAACUCGUAUCCGGAUAUAGUUGUUGGCGCAUACAAUUCUUCGGCUGUGGUUGCGUUGCUCUCACGACCAAUCAUUAAUAUACAAACCACGGCGCGCAGCAAUGAGCUGAGGAAUAUUGAUCCCGCUAAAUCGGGUUGUCUACAUGAUGCCUCAACGAAUUUAACCUGUUUCACCUUUGAAGCUUGCUGUUCCAUCGAUCCCUACGAGCCAUCUUCUGCGAAUAAAGACUUGCGUUUAUUGUACACAGUCGAAGCAGAGACCUUCGCGGGCAAUAAGAAGUUCUCACGUGUGCUUUUCGAUCGCGAGAAUAAACGUAGCAAUGUGGUGAAGCGUGAAGUGACAGUGCGCACCAAUGGACGUAUGGCGUGUCAACAAGUGACCGGGUAUAUCAAGGAGAACACCAAAGAUAUACAGAGUCCGAUAAAGUUCCGCUUGAAUUAUACGAUUGUGGAGCCAAGACUGCCGCGUUCGGGUUUGGAACUAUUAAAUCCGAUUUUGGAUCAAACACAGGCGUUUGUUGAGUUCGAAGGGACAUUCCAAAAGGAUUGCGGCGAUGAUGAUAUUUGCGAAAGUAAUCUGAUAUUGAAUGCCGAACUAGACUUGAAUAUGGAGGAUGAUAAUUACGCUUUGAUAUUGGGCGAGAAGGAUGAGAUGCGUGUCAAUGUGAAUGUAUUGAACAAAGCGGAUUCAGCAUACGAGACACAGUUGUUUGUGGUGCAUCAGAAGAGUGUCUCGUAUAUUGCAGCUAAAAAAACGAACUCUGUGAUCUGCAAUCGCUUCAAUGACACUGUGGUCGCCUGUAGCCUGGGCAAUCCAAUGCGCCGAAAUUCAGCUGUUUAUGUCUCACUGCGAUUCGAUCCCAGCGGUUUGGAGGUGAACGAACGCAAGCUAAGCUUUCAUGUCUUUGCCAACACAACGUCCCGCCUUAUUGGUGACGUGAAACCCGAAACUGAGCUGGAAGUGCGCGUGGUGAAACGGGCUGAACUGAGUCUGCAAGGUUGGGCCAAGCCCGAACAAAGUUUUUACAGUGGCGAGGUGAAAAAAGACAGCAAAGUAAUGCAAAUGGAGGACGUCGGCUCGCCACUGAUGCACACGUACCAGAUCUACAACGAUGGUCCCUGGAAGGCGCCCAAGGUCGUACUCACCAUAUAUUGGCCGCAUCAGUUGACCAGCGAGAAGAGCAAAAAAGACAAAUGGCUGCUCUACAUCGAAGCCAUGCCUAUUGUAGAGAAUGUCGAAAUGAGCGAAUGUUUUGUCGCACCCGAACAUGUGAAUCCGCUCAAGCUCGCCUCAAAAACCAAAUCCAACGAGCUAUUCGACACACUGCUAAUGGCACCAGCACCCUAUAUGAUGCGACCCACCAACAAGACGCAAUACAUAAGCCGCUACAGCACUUACAAUGAAAAAAGUAUGUACACAAAGCAAAAAGCCACACAGCGGUCGGGCCUACACGACGAUGAGGACGAUGAUGACAGCCAGGAGCGUUACUUGAAUCGCGUACGGCGCAACACAUUCGAACGUAUCAUACGACCUGAACGUUUCAUGGACCUCGGCGGCGAACAUACAAAUCGCAAGCGGGACAUUGUGGAGUUGGACUGCAAUAAAGCGACGGCGACUUGUAUAAAAAUUCAAUGCGACAUCUACAAUAUGCCCGCCAAGACGGAAGCGUACGUGCAUAUAAGAGCGCGUCUGUGGAACUCCACGCUAGUUUCAGAGUAUCCACGCGCCGAUUUGGUGCGCAUUAUGUCAAGAGCGCAAGUCAAAAUCCCGCUCGAGUACUCGGUGGAGCAAACGGAAGCGCACAUACUGGUGGAGACACGCGCCUAUCCCGAAUUGCUUGAUCAGCAACGCGAGCAACCCACAUCCAUAUGGAUCUACAUUGUUGCCAUCAUUUGUGGUCUGAUCGUGUUGGCUGUGGUCGUGCUCGUGCUAUGGCACAUCGGCUUCUUCAAGCGACGACGACCCGACCCAACGCUAAGCGGCAACUUGGUAAAGAAGAGCGAAGAGAAGCCAUUCCUCAAUGAUGCGACGAGUAAUGGUCGUGGCUUCUAACAAGAGGGGACUGUCGGGUGGGAUCUCGCGCAGCGGGCGCCGCCUAAAGCGCAACGGACUUGCUGUCUAACACAAAGCAGCGAACCUGCAAUUAUUGCGAACGCCGCCACUGCUGCCAACAACAAUAGCAUUUACUGCAACAAUAACAAUAGUGCCAUCGACAACAACUACAACUACAACUGCAACACAAAUGGCUAUGGCAGUGAAAGCUAUAAACACACUUGGAGUAGUAGCGGUCACACAGAUGCAGCCGUCAUCGAUUGGGGUUCGCAUUGGUAAAAGGCGCGAUUGGUUUGCGACGGUAUCGUCGCGCGGAAGUCGGAG
This is a messenger RNA of Anastrepha obliqua, 3993 nucleotides long. It is a transcript of the gene mew, whose product is annotated as integrin alpha-PS1. Gene Ontology annotation, molecular function: integrin binding. Lineage: Eukaryota; Metazoa; Arthropoda; Insecta; Diptera; Tephritidae. Gene Ontology annotation, biological process: cell-cell adhesion; integrin-mediated signaling pathway; cell adhesion mediated by integrin. Gene Ontology annotation, cellular component: integrin complex; external side of plasma membrane. The transcript is spliced from 11 exons. The record is from RefSeq and is a predicted model, not a curated record.